Molecule: messenger RNA, 7607 nt
Organism: Myxocyprinus asiaticus (Chinese sucker)
Lineage: Eukaryota; Metazoa; Chordata; Actinopteri; Cypriniformes; Catostomidae
Product: rab-like protein 6
Exons: 17
Coding region: 472-2748 (758 amino acids)
Cellular component (GO): cytosol; nucleus
Molecular function (GO): GTPase activity; GTP binding
Source: RefSeq, a predicted model, not a curated record
AUUCCAUAGCUGAGAGAAACUGAGGGAUGAGAGAGGGAUGCUACGGAAAUGUUUCCCUCACCACAGAAAACACGCUGCUAUAAACACCGCGUAACAACAGCAUGUGACUGAAAUACCCCAAACGAAGACCAUCAAUCAGGGGAUGCCAGAAGACCAGGAUGGACAGAUAUAAAUGUUUACAGUAGUCAAAAUGACACAUUUUAGGAUUGUGAACUGUUGAAACAGAAGGUCACCAUCAACAGUCUAGACCUGAAUCACUGCCAUUAUAUUUGUUUGUUUCUAAAGAAACCUUCUGGAGCCCCUUUUGACCUGCUUUUCUAGACGCUGGGAAACCUGAAGCAGACAUCAUAUCUGCCAACAAUAUGUUUGGAUAAGAAACUGUGAAAUCAUCAACCUUUGACACUUCUGUGACUGUAUACCAGGAAAAUCAAUCUUUAGUAUUCUGUGACUGUUGAAGAGCUUUGGAUCAAGAUGUUUACUGCUCUGAAGAAAUUGGUGGGCUCUGAAGCAGGGCAGCUCAGGGAUAGAAAUAUUCCUGCUGGCCUGCAGUCCAUGAAUCAGAGUCUACAGAGACGCUUCGCCAAAGGCGUACAAUACAAUAUGAAAAUCGUCAUCCGUGGAGACAGGAACACAGGGAAAAGCACCCUUUGGCAUCGACUUCAAGGGAAAAAGUUUUUGGAGGAGUACAUCCCCACCCAGGAGAUCCAGGCCACCAGCAUUCACUGGAACUACAAAACAACAGAUGAUGUAGUGAAAGUUGAAGUCUGGGACAUAGUAGAUAAAGGGCAAAAGCUUCCUCUUCCAGAGGGUGUAGGGAAAGGGAAAAAACGUGGGGAGAAUUUGAAGCUGGAAAAUGAACCUCAGGAGGCGGAAACAGAGCCUGCUCUCGACGCAGAGUUCCUGGACGUUUAUAAGAACUGUAACGGCGUGAUCAUGAUGUUUGACAUCACCAAACAGUGGACGUUCAACUACAUCCUGAGGGAGUUGCCAAAAGUGCCAACACACAUCCCUGUGUGUGUCCUGGGUAACCAGCGAGAUAUGGGCGAGCACCGGGUCAUCUUACCCGAUGAUAUAAGAGACUUUAUCAACAGUCUGAACAGACCUCCGGGCUCCUCCUACAUCCACUAUGCCGAGUGCUCCAUGAAGAACGGCUUUGGUCUCAAAUACCUCCAUCGCUUCUUCAACAUUCCCUUCCUGCAGCUGCAGAGGGAGACUCUGUUACGGCAACUGGAGACGAACCAGCUUGACAUUGAUGCCACACUAGAGGAGCUCAGUGUUCAACAGGAGACGGAGGAUCAGAACUAUGACAUAUUUCUUGAGAUGAUGGAGACACGCAAAGCUUACGGAUCUCUGGCACCCUCUAAUGGCCAGAGCCCUUCCUCAGGCUCCCAGUCUCCUGUGGUGCUGCCCUGUGCAGCCUCUCCAAGUAACUCCAGUCCCAGUACCCCACAGGCUCCUCUCCCUCCCCAGACCCAGUUUGUACCUACACCCCCUCCAUCUAUACCACACCCUCCAUUCCAGAACACAACCACCCAUAUACCCCAGACCCAGACAUUAUUACAAACCCUGGAGGCGUCUGCCGCUGCACCGAUAUCUGCAACUGUCAGUGCCCAACCUGCAGCUCCUCUGGCCCAGAAACGAGGAUUCAUCUCACGACUGUUUGGAUCUUCAACUGCUGACAGUCCAGCAGACAAAAUAGAAACUACAAGUUCUGAAGUCCCGAAACCUUUUGGAAAGGUGCAGAGUGUGGAUGACUUUGUGCCGGAGUUGGGCUUGGAUCGGAACUUUCUGGAUGAUGGUGGAACAGCAGGAGCAUUAGCCGUUAAAUCAAAGAGCAAACCUCCAACAUCGGCUCCCAUCCUGGACAGUGAAAGUGAUGGAGAGGGGCGGGGAAAUCCUCUGGUCUCCGGUUUCCAGGACGAUUUAGAUCCGGAUGACAGAGCACCUUGCCGGUCUGCUGUUAAAGUGGUAGUCCCAAGCAAGGACAUCACCCUCACUAGUGAUGAAGAGGAGGAAGAUUUAUCUGUACCUUCCACUGCCCAAAACAGGGGUAUCAGUGCUGAGCUAAACACAAAGGGAUCUUCAGUGAAAUCACUCAAACAGCAGCAAACCAAGUCAGCUGAGAGACCACAAAGUCUGAAAACUACAGCAUGUCCUGCGGUGCAGCGACAAGGUCAAAAGACAGGGGGCACGCUUGAGGCACACUCCGAUUCAGAACAUGAAGCUCCAGUCGCUCAGCAGAUGCUUUCAUUUGUCAUGGAUGACCCUGAUUUUGAGAGUGAAGAGCUCGUUGUACCCAAGAUCAAGAAGGAGGCUUUUCCAGCACGAGAUGAUAUAUCUGACCGGUCAGAUGAUGGUUUUGUGUUCGCUGGACUCCCGGAGCCCCCCAAACCCGUUGCCCCCUCAUUUAACAGUAACAUUGACCUGUUCGGCCUGGGGUUUGAAGAAACUACACCUAAGAACAAAAACAGCAGUGAAGACCAGGAAGAUAAUGAAAGCAGACACUCCACAAAGGACAAGAAAAAGAAGAAAAAGAAAAGCAAAGAGGAGGAUGAGAAAAGCAGCAAAAAACGACACAAACAUAAGAAAAAGGAAAAAGAUGAGUCUGGCACAGGGGACGAGAAAGAAAAGAAAAAGAAAAAAUCCUCAAGGACCAAGAAAACUGGAAAUGUUGAUGAUCUGGAGGCAUUCCUGGCUGGCGAAGAGGGACCAGGAAACAGUGAGGGCGGAGACUAUGAAGAACUCUAGAACUCCAAUUAACCAAUCAGGGUUUAACACCAACAUCAACUGUGUGGCAUCGGCAGGUCUUUGUCCAAUCCAUUCCACCUCUGUUUUGCAGAGCCUAACCUUUUAAUUUCCGACAGUGUUUUGUGCUUCCAGCAUUGCAGGUUAACGUCGCAGUUGUUCACCCAAUGCCAUUUUCCAAAGUGUACAUCGGUGUUUUCAGACCUGCAACCUGUUUUUCGACAUUGAUCUGUUUUUCGGUAAAAACAGAGCCACAUUUCAUCUGCUGCUUUAAAUAGUCCUGAGAUUAUUCCGUUAUUACCUGAAAAGAACUCAUUUCAGAAAAGCUAAAAAGUUCCACAAAGACUUGAUGACGUUUGACACAUUUUAGCGUUUAUUGGUUUUGUUUUGUGUGUGUGUGUGUGUAUGUGUCUUUCAAUAUGUGUACAUAUAUGUUCCUGAAAGCUUUUGCCGCAUUUGCGUGUGCUAGCACGCACAGAUGAUUGUACAUUUUUGUUUUGUUAAACAACAUACAGUAUAGAUGGGAUAAUCAGCAGAUUUUGCAUGCUACUCUACACACCAAUAUUCCACAUAUUGGGCAUCAUACUGUAAGCACGGGCAGGACAAAUUUGUGUGUAAAUAGCUUGUAAAAUAUUUCUUACGUAUAUUGUCACGUUGAAUGGUUUUUACAAAUAAAAUUUGAAAUCAUUCAUAAAUCAUUUGUAAAAUCAUUCUUACUCAGAUCGUCCCACUCAAUUCAAUAUAAUGUACGUAAGAAUGGUUUUGAUGCUGUAAACAGAAAUUCGUCCAAAAUCUAUUCUGUUUUAUAAAUUAUUUGUUAAAUAAUUGUUACGUAAAUUUCCCAUUUAAUGUUUAUAUUUUUAUUCAAUAUUUUUUUAUCGUUGCAAAUUGGGAAAUUUUUUGACAGAUUAUAUAAAAUUACAAGUGGAUAGAUAUUUGUGUUUUUCUUUGUUUUCGUCAUAUAUUUAUUCAUUUUGAUCGCUAUGGAUAAGAAUGUAGUUAAAUCUGAUUGGCUCCAGGUUAAGUGGCAUGUAACAAUUUACGUUAGAAUGUUUUUUUGUUUGUUUGUUUUUUCUGUUAAUUUACACAAAUUUGUUCUGCACGUUUCAUAAAUCAUUCGCGAUUUUGCAUGAAUUGCGUUAAAGAGGCCUAAUUUACGUAAAAAUGUUCGAGAAUCUAUUUUUGCAUUAAUUUUUCCAUUCGAUGAAAAAAUGUAUGCAAGAAAGUUUUUCUUUUUACUAACGAUUUACACAGAAAUUUGUCCCUUCAAUUCAAUGCAACAAUUUGCGUAAAUGUUAUUUACGGACAGUUUACAAAGAAAUUCGUUGAGCUCACGUUUCAUGAAUCGACGAGAAACCAAUCUUGCGUAAAUUUGUCCCAUUCAAUUCAGUGCAACAAUUUGCGCAAUAUAUAUAUUUUUUUUAGUUAAUGAUUUAUGCAGAAAUUUUUUCUGCUCAUGUUUCAUUAAUCAUUUGUAAAAUACAUUUUAUGUUAAUUGUCUCAUUUAGUUCAAUCCAACAAUUCACAUAAGAAUGAUUUUCUAUUAAAAACAGACAUUUGUUCAAAAUUAAUUUUGUUUCAUGAAUUAUUUGCUAAUUAAUUCUUUAUUAAAUCGUCCCUUCAGUUCAAUGCAACAAUUUAUGUAAAUGUUAUUAACGGACCAUUUACACAGAAAUUUGUUGUGCUCAUGUUUCAUUAAUCGCUCAAAUGCAUUUUUGCCUAAAUUUGUCCCAUUCAAUGCGACAGUUUAUGCAAGUAUGUUUUUUACGAAUGAUUUACACAUAAAUGAUUUACAUGAUUUACACAUCAUUCAAAAAAAUAUUUUUUAUGUCGGAUGGCCCAUUCAGUUCAGUCCGACAAUUUACAUAAGAAUGGUUACCAUGUACACAAUUCGCUCCUCCCGUGCAUCAUUAAUGAGGCCCAGUGUCUUAUGACUGUCUUCCAGAUGUUAUUCUGAACAGUCCCUGGAGCGCUUCGUACUUUUGCCUCUCAAAUAAAUCAGUCUGUUGCGUAAUUCUAUUUAAUAACAAAAGCUUUUUAUGCUGCCGUCAAUUUGCUUCUAUUAAUGCCUUAAACUGUUCUACACUUAACAAAACGAAAGCCUUCGUGAAACAAUCGUCUGUUGAAUAAUGGCAUUAACUUCCAGAAUUACUGCUAGCUGGAGAGUCACUUCCGCAGCGAUCGCAUUUAUAAAUUAUGUACAGAAGACACUGAGCAGUGUCUCUGUCAUGUUGUCUUUUUGACAACUUGUAAUUAUGCAGUUAGUAAACCAAUAUUAUGACUAAAAAUAUUUUAAUGAUAAAGAUUGUAGUUUCAUUAUCAUAGUUUAUGAUUCCAGACAGCAUUUCCAAAAUGUUGUUGGUUAAACUACAGAAGUAGGAUCUGAUGUCAAGAAAACAAACCAUCUUCUCCAUCAAAUGAUUCCCCCCCCCGUUCCUCAGAUUGUCUAUUUUCAAAGUCUUCUCAAGUUAAUAUGUCCAUGUCCUUUGCUGCAUAUCUUUAUUUUUUAUUUAGAUGGCUUGUGUACUUUGAUAUUGACGAUAGUUGUAUUCGGUAGAUCUAUUGUUAAGAUAUGGAUCGUCACAAAUUCUGAAUAACUCCUCUUUCACUAAGACACUCCAGGUAAAUUACAAAUUAAACACUGAAGUUCUCUCCCAGUUAUGCUUUACAAAAUGCAAAACAAAAUUAAGUUUUAGGGAAACAUCUUCUAAAAACAAGACAUGAUACAGUAUGUACAUUUGUAAAAUUCUUAAGCAUUUAAUGGUGAAAUUAAUGUCAUAUUUUGAAUGCACACAUUUCAACUAUCUAAUAUUUCGGUGCAAUUUGAAGAAUGUUUUGGCCUCAAAUGAUCCAUUAAUGUAUUCAUGAAUGACAAAUGAUUGUUAAUUACUCAUAAUUGGCCUCAUUCAUGGAUUGUAAUACGAUUCCUACAUAAAUUAUCGCAUUCAUUUAUUGUGACGGUUUGGUAAAGAAUUAUUUUAUGAAUGAUUUACACAGAAAUUCAUUCUGCUCAUAUUUUGUGAAAGGGACCCAGUGUUUAUAUGAUACUGUAUGAUAACCGAUUUGUAUUUUGUUUUUUGCUUUGGAUUGUAGAGGACUCUACCUGGAGGAUAGGGUGGGAAUUUAUUGUCUGAAAUAGUUUUGCACUCUCUUGCAAUAGUUUGCGUUCCCUCGAAAUAAGUUUUGGGUUUCUUCGCAAUACCUUUAUCCAUCCCUUUCAAAAGUGAACCAUGCUUUUACUACAGUAAUCAUAUUUGAACCAUGAUAUUUGUGGCAAAACCAUAGUAAUACAGAAGCUAAUAAAAAUCAUAAUCAUUCUGACAAUAAACGUAGUUGGUUUUACUAUAACAUCAUGGUUAGUUUGUGGUACAUGUACCAUGGUUUUAAAAAAAAAAAUGGUUACUGCAGGUUAGUACGGGAAAACCAUGGUUAAUUUUCAAAAAGGGCAUUUUCUGUAUUAUUACUAUGGUUUAUUAUAGAAUAUCAUGGUUAAAAUACAGUUGCUGUAGUAAAACCAUGGUAAAUUUUGUGGUUUUGGUUUUAAUACUAUGUUCAACUAUGGUUACCGUAGUAAAACCAUUGUUAGUUUUCGUAAGGGAUGGAUAAAGGUAAUGUGAGGGAACACAAAACUAUUUCAGAAAUUCCCUCCCUGUCUUCUAAGAGGCUCCGCAGAAAUCUGAUUGGCUCCAUGUUUAGUGGCAGGAACACAGUUGAAUGACAUCAUCACUUCUGAUGUUUUGCAACUUCUUGUGAGUUCUCCGAAAAUUGUUUUGACCCUCAAAAUGUCAAAUGGUUUAAAUUAGAUUUUUUUUUAAGAGUAUACAUUUGAUUCUGUUGUUUGAUUUUCUCGAUUACAUGCAACAUGUUGUUGGGAUAAAAUAACAAAACUUUCCACCUCACGAAAGAAAGUCUUGAUUCCUUUUUGAAGGUGAUCUGUUCACCUUUGAACUUUGGUUGUUUUGGCCCAAAGAUAUCUCUCCACCUAUUUUUACUCCACAGACUGCCCUGCAAAGGCUUUAUCUCAGGCAUGGAUACGCUUUCACCCUGAGGGACUGCAGUGUCGACAACUGAAUGUUUAUAUCGCUAAUAUGUUGGAUUAAUAAGUAACAAAGAUCAUUCAGCCCAAACCGAUUUGCAGUAACUAACCGUAAACUUACUAACAGUACUUUUAAACACAGAUUCCUGCAAAUUCCUGUCUUUUCUGACCAUCAUCUGUCUUAGGUCAUUGCAAAAUCAAGCAUGCUGUCGGCUCCACAAGCGCUGCUAAGUGUAGCUGAUGCAUCACGCUGUCACCGUGGAACCACACGCCCGGGAGAAUUGUCUAUACAUGCUCACUGUGAUAAAUAGUCUUGCUCUCGUGGAUUUAUGAAUACACGCUUGACUACUCUCAUCCCAAUUCAGGAAAAAGGGCACAAGUGCGUACCUCAACCACACAUCAACUUCCUCUUUUACCUGCCUCAAGAAUGAUUGACUUCUAAAGGCCCUUGAUUUAUUUAUAUUUCAGCUUGGCAUGCAUUUUCUUCGCUGUAAAAGAAAAGGUGACAAAAAGAAAUGAAUGCAUUGAUGCUGCAUUAGUUCUGGCUGGUUGUUGGACUGCAUGCAACAUACUUCCUGCACAGCGUUUUUCAAUGGGCCUUUAUUGGAUUUAACGGAAAUGUGUUUUGAAUAUGUGGGAACGCUAGUUUUAAACCUCAUAUUGGUUUUAUUGUAUUCAUCCAGCUGCAUAUAAUUUACAAAGCCUUUUUUUUUUUUGGUUGUGUAAAGAUUGCUUAUUUCAUUUUUUGUUACCCCGUUUCACUACCCUCAGUGUUCAUAUUUGAUUUAUGUGUUUCAGUUGUGUAAUAAAUGCAAGAGACAUUUGA